UAACUCUCGCGUGUUUGCGCUUCUCUCUCUUACCCCGCGAGAUUACAUAUUUCCCAAAUCGCCCCGCGAACUCUUUCUCCUUCCUCUUUCCGCCAUAUUGCAGAACUGGCAUCAUGGUGCGCAUGAAUGUACUCGCCGAUGCGCUGAAAAGCAUCAACAAUGCUGAGAAACGUGGAAAACGACAGGUUCUGAUCCGACCCUGCUCCAAAGUCAUAGUGCGCUUCCUGACAGUCAUGAUGAAGCACGGCUACAUUGGCGAGUUCGAGAUUAUCGAUGACCACAGAGCUGGAAAAAUUGUUGUUAAUCUCACAGGCAGACUAAACAAGUGUGGCGUCAUUAGCCCCAGAUUUGAUGUUCAAAUCAAGGAUCUGGAGAAGUGGCAGAACAACCUGCUACCUUCUCGUCAGUUUGGAUACAUUGUUUUGACCACCUCAGCUGGCAUCAUGGACCAUGAGGAAGCCAGGCGAAAACACACAGGAGGCAAAAUCCUGGGAUUCUUUUUCUAAAACAUGUAAAGGCACCUGCAAAUAAAAUGAUUUCCAAUGGA
Molecule: messenger RNA, 547 nt
Organism: Acipenser ruthenus (sterlet)
Lineage: Eukaryota; Metazoa; Chordata; Actinopteri; Acipenseriformes; Acipenseridae
Product: small ribosomal subunit protein uS8
Exons: 5
Coding region: 114-506 (130 amino acids)
Biological process (GO): translation
Cellular component (GO): ribosome; cytosolic small ribosomal subunit
Molecular function (GO): structural constituent of ribosome
Source: RefSeq, a predicted model, not a curated record